GCGGACAGAGCAGUCCCUUCGGGCCGCGGCCACGCCCACAUCCCCGGAGGAGGAAGUUGGUCACAGCGGCGGAAGCGGAAGCGGCGUGAGCGGAUGUGGCUGGGUGGUGGUUGUGUCUUCUGUUGUUCCGCGCCGGUAGCGGCGGGAGGCCAUGGCCAUCCAGCCCGCCUGCCUCGGGCUGUACUGUGGCAGGACCGUCCUGUUAGUCAACGGCUCCGUGGAGACCUAUGGGGACUGUGGGGUGUGCCCUAGAGGUCAAAGAACCGAUGAGAACAAAAUCUGCCGGGAAUGUAUGGGAUCUCCAGACCGCUAUGAUUGGCUGUACCUUGGCUUCAUGGCCAUGCUUCCCCUGAUUUUACACUGGUUCUUUAUUGAGUGGUAUUCGGGAAAAAAAAGUUCCAGUGCGUUUUUGCAGCAUAUCACUGCCUUGUUUGAGUGCAGCAUUGCAGCCAUUGUUACGCUGCUCAUCAGCAACCCUGUUGGCUCUCUGCACAUCUUCUCCUGCAAGGUGAAGAAGCUGUCAGACUGGUACACGAUGCUUUACAACCCAAGUCCCGACUACAUUACCACAGUGCACUGCACUCAAGAAGCAGUCUAUCCCUUGUACACCAUUGUGUUUAUAUAUUACGCCUUCUGCCUUGUAUUAAUGAUGCUAUUUCGCCCACUUCUGGUGAAGAAAAUUGCCUGUGGUUUAGGAAAGUCUGAUCGAUUUAAAAGCAUUUAUGCAGCCCUGUACUUCUUCCCUAUCCUGACCGUGCUUCAGGCUGUUGGAGGAGGCCUGCUCUAUUAUGCCUUUCCGUACAUCAUACUGGUGUUGUCUUUGGUUACACUGGCUGUAUACUUUUCUGCUUCUGAAGUGGAGUCUUUCAGGGACCUUCUUGUCAGGAAGAAAAGGCUUGUUGUCCUUUUCAGCCACUGGUUGCUUCACGCCUAUGGAAUCAUCUCUAUUUCCAAAUUGUAUAAGCUUGAGCAGGACCUGCCGUUGCUCGCCUUGGUACCUGCUCCUACCCUCUUCUACUUAGUGACAGCCAAGUACACCGAACCAUCACGUAUACUCUCAGAAGGUGGAAAUGGACAUUAAAGGGAGCCUGUGCCAACAACGCUGUCCUAAUGAUCUGGAUUAAGCAAUGUUAGUGCUUGUUAAGCUUUCGAAACUUCUGUUUCUAAAGAAGUUAUUUAUGUACAAGCCUUCUAGAGGAAACACCUCUGAGUGACACUGUAUAAAAUUAAAAAGCUGCACUUUGUAACUAUCUGGAAUAGUUCAAAGGGAAUGUCUUUGUAUCCAUCACUGUGAAUAUGCAUAUAAAGCUUGUGACACAUUCUAGUACAACUGUUUGCGUGUCUAUGUUCAUUUUCUACUGCAGCAUUCUAGGUGUUGUUUGAAUAAAACAAUAGUCUGUUUGUUAAUGGACUUUUAAUAAACCAAGCUUGAAUAUAC
This is a messenger RNA of Cuculus canorus (common cuckoo), 1438 nucleotides long. It is a transcript of the gene JKAMP, whose product is annotated as JNK1/MAPK8 associated membrane protein. Gene Ontology annotation, cellular component: membrane. The coding region runs from base 152 to 1081 and encodes 309 amino acids. Gene Ontology annotation, molecular function: ubiquitin protein ligase binding. Gene Ontology annotation, biological process: response to unfolded protein. The record is from RefSeq and is a predicted model, not a curated record. The transcript has 7 exons. NCBI's taxonomy places the organism in Eukaryota, Metazoa, Chordata, Aves, Cuculiformes, Cuculidae.